This is a messenger RNA of Cataglyphis hispanica, 478 nucleotides long. RefSeq lists its product as uncharacterized. The transcript is spliced from 2 exons. NCBI's taxonomy places the organism in Eukaryota, Metazoa, Arthropoda, Insecta, Hymenoptera, Formicidae. The coding region runs from base 89 to 373 and encodes 94 amino acids. The record is from RefSeq and is a predicted model, not a curated record.
CGAGAAAUAGGUCAAUAUUCAUAAGCUUGGUAUAAAAAUGCUCUCGUUGAGCCCGAGUGUCACAAGUUGAGUCGAGCAAAUCUAAACAAUGCGUGCGAUAUUGGUGUAUCUACUCGUCGCUGUGGCUUGCGCCACGAUUAAAGAGGCCAAUUCUUCGCCAGGAUUUUUCUCGGAUCUUUUUGAACAUUGUCCAUUACUAAGCUUCCUUUUCCCAAAAGACGAUUGCUGCUGCGAGACUGAUACAAGCUGCUGUUCGACAACUACAACUACAACUACUACUACGACUACUACCACUGCUGCUACCACUAGCAGCAAUGCUAGUGCACCUACUCGGUCCAUGGGGGGGGGAGAAGAAAGCGCUGGGUUACUCUAAAUUCUAACAAUUUGUCAUCAGAUGUAAAGUACAAUGCGACGCGAGAGAACAAACAUAUAUGAGCUUGAAUCUGAAUUUGUAAUAUACAUAGCAAAAUGAGUAAUA